This is a messenger RNA of Cadophora gregata, 1899 nucleotides long. RefSeq lists its product as uncharacterized. Gene Ontology annotation, molecular function: monoatomic ion channel activity. The transcript has 7 exons. Gene Ontology annotation, cellular component: membrane. Gene Ontology annotation, biological process: monoatomic ion transport; transmembrane transport. Lineage: Eukaryota; Fungi; Ascomycota; Leotiomycetes; Helotiales; Ploettnerulaceae. The coding region runs from base 1 to 1899 and encodes 632 amino acids. The record is from RefSeq and is a predicted model, not a curated record.
AUGGUUCAAUGGAAGAAGCUGUUUGGUUUGGACGGCAACCGGGACCAACACAUGUGGAGAGAUGAAGCCCGUCGCCUUCUGCCCAGCUACCACGAAGAUGCGAUACCCUCUGCCAUUGCCGCACCCGAGGUUACAAAGGUUGCUCUGCGUCUGCGCUACCUGAUCGAAGAAUGUAUACCCUGCGAGCUGGAGGAAAGCAGGGUCACCGAGUCGCAUAGUCGAAUCAUCACACAUAGCGUCAUACAAGCAGCGCGCAAAGCUGGCGAAACAGAUGGGAAUGACUACGGCUCCUGCGUUGUGUAUGCACUCCUGGUCAACAAGCGCUGGUUCAAGAAGCAGGCUAUGCUUGAACUGUGGGAUGCGGAUCUGCAUAAUGUCAGGGCUGUGGCCUGCGAGGUUAUUGCAAAGCAACUCAUCGAGACUGAGGACAACCAAGAAUACCUCUUACAGGAUAUCCUUCUCAAGCGCUACUCUAUCAUGAUAGAUGGAGAGCAGACUUCUCCAGCCAAUGUCAUUGAACGAGCCGUCGACUUGCACGCUCUCAGGGUGACAGGCUCUUCAGGAUAUCAGAAAUGUGUAAACUACCUCUGGCGCGGCUGGUUGGUCCAGGACGAAAACGAUCCAAGCACCUUCGUAGAGUACAAACAGAAAUCCGAUACCCGAUACUGGACACACGUUGAUCCGGAUCGCAUGCGUGCCCCAGUCUACCAGAAUGCUACCCAGGUAGUCUUCUCACUCAUUUAUCUCGGCUUGUACACUGGUGCUAUCAACACAGUCAACCCCACAGGAGAUCUAGAUAUCGUAGAAAUCAUUCUAUACAUCUUUACGUUCGGAUUUCUCUGCGACGAAUUCUCCAAGUUCUGGAAAGUUGGGCGGUUCUAUCUUGGUUUCUGGAAUGUGUUCAAUCUGGUUCUCUAUGCCUUACUCACUACCUCACUGGUAACGAGAUUUAUUGCGCUCAGCCACCCUCUGAAGGAGAAUGGUAAACGGGGCCCAAGAGAGGAUUUUAAUGAACUAUCCUACAAUUUCCUGGCAUUUUCGGCUCCCAUGUUUUGGAUGCGGCUUCUACUGUACCUCGAUUCAAUCCGCUUCUUCGGUGCCAUGUUGGUCGUCCUGAAAGUUAUGAUGAACGAGUCACUCAUCUUCUUCGCCCUUCUUAUUGUCAUCAUCGUUGGUUUCUUGCAAGCCUUCAUCGGCAUGGAUAAUGCAGACACCAAUGCAGAUGCAACUUCUUUCAUCCUCCAGGCCAUGGCCAACGCCGUCAUGCAAUCCCCAGACUUCUCCGGAUUUGACAACUUCGCUCCUCCGUUUGGGUUGAUUCUCUACUACAUCUUUGCGUUCCUGAUCAUGGUCAUCUUGCUCAACAUCCUCAUCGCUCUCUACAACUCGGCAUACGAAGACAUCACGGUCAACGCCAUCGACGAGUACAUGGCUCUCUUCUCUCAGAAGACCAUGCAAUUCGUGCGGGCACCAGAUGAAAACGUCUUCAUUGCCCCCCUCAACCUCGUCGAGAUAUUCUGCCUUGUCAUCCCAUUCGAGUGGUGGAUGCCUCGUAAGCAAUAUGCGAAGCUCAAUGACUACGUUAUGGCUGUGCUUUACAGUCCGUUACUGUUGGUUGCUGCGUGGUUCGAAACCCGCAGUGCUAACAGGGUGAGGAGCAAUAGGAAGAGGGGUGAGGAAGACGACGACACUGUUGAGGAGUGGGAACAAUUAGCUGGAGAGCUGGACAUCGAGGGGGAGGGAUGGGACAAAAAAGUCGCACAGGUGAAGCCUAACGUUGAGGAAGAUCAGGCAACGGUUGAAGUUAAGGCUCUGCGGUGUGAGGUACAGGAGUUGAAGGAGCUUUUGCUUCAGCUUGUUAAGAGAGGUGGGGGGGAGGCGAACGGGAGUGGAUCCUAG